Molecule: messenger RNA, 2163 nt
Organism: Condylura cristata (star-nosed mole)
Lineage: Eukaryota; Metazoa; Chordata; Mammalia; Eulipotyphla; Talpidae
Gene: SLC35F2
Product: solute carrier family 35, member F2
Exons: 8
Coding region: 72-1196 (374 amino acids)
Biological process (GO): transmembrane transport
Cellular component (GO): membrane
Molecular function (GO): transmembrane transporter activity
Source: RefSeq, a predicted model, not a curated record
GGCGCCGCCUCCCGUCUUCCGGGCCCCGGCACUUCGGGGGGUUCCGGGUGCCGGAGACCGCUGAGGUCCCCAUGGAAGCAGUCUCGCCGGCGGGCUCCGGAGCCCCGCAUCCUCCCGCGCAGGAAUGGGGGGGCUCACUGGCCAGCCUGCUGCGUCGGGUAAAAGGCAAACUCUUCACCUGGAAUAUUUUGAAAACAAUUGCCCUGGGUCAGAUGCUGUCCUUGUGUAUAUGUGGGACAGCCAUCACCAGCCAGUAUUUGGCAGAAAGAUACAAAGUGAACACACCCAUGCUUCAGAGUUUUAUCAACUAUUGUUUGCUGUUUCUAGUUUAUACAAUGAUGCUGGCAUUUCAAUCAGGUAGUGAUAACCUCUUAUACAUCUUGAAAAGAAAAUGGUGGAAGUACAUCCUGCUGGGAAUAGCAGACGUGGAAGCUAAUUACCUCAUAGUCAGAGCAUACCAGUACACAACUCUAACCAGUGUCCAGCUUCUGGACUGCUUUGGGAUUCCUGUGCUGAUGGCUCUCUCGUGGUUUAUUCUUUAUGCAAGAUACAGAGUAAUCCACUUCAUCGCUGUAGCCGUCUGUUUGUUGGGUGUCGGGACAAUGGUUGGUGCAGAUAUAUUAGCAGGGAGGGAAGACAAUUCAGGGAGUGAUGUGCUGAUUGGAGACGUCCUGGUCCUUCUCGGGGCUUCUCUCUAUGCUGUUUCUAAUGUCUGCGAAGAAUAUAUUGUGAAGAAGCUGAGCAGACAAGAGUUUUUAGGAAUGGUGGGCUUAUUUGGAACAAUUAUCAGCGGCAUACAAUUAUUGAUUGUGGAAUAUAAGGAUAUUGCCAGCAUUCACUGGGACUGGAAAAUUGCACUGCUGUUUGUGGCAUUUGCCCUCUGUAUGUUUUGCCUGUACACCUUCAUGCCACUGGUAAUUAAAGUCACUAGUGCCACUUCUGUUAACCUGGGCAUCUUGACAGCUGACCUCUACAGCCUUUUUUUUGGACUCUUUCUGUUUGGCUAUAAGUUUUCAGGGCUCUAUAUCCUGUCCUUCACAGUCAUCAUGCUGGGGUUUAUUCUGUACUGCUCCACCCCCACGCGCACGGCAGAACCGGCUGAGAGCGACGUGCCACCCAUGACCAGCAUUGGGAUCGACAACCUGGGACUAAAGCUGGAGGAGAACCUCCAGGAUCCCCACUCUGCUGUUAUGUAGCGGGAGAGGAAGGUGCAUGCGUGUGCGCUGAGGCCACCCAGGAACUGGGUGCCACCACCAGGAUGAAGCAGAGCCUGCUGACUGCCAAGGGGGCUCUUGGAAAUGAUCAGACUUGGAGACAAGGGUCUAUAGCUUUUGGAUUGGACCCAGUGGUUCGAUUUUACAAAGCAACACAAACUAAUGUAUCAAAGUAGAAAUACCAAAUGGAAUAGAAGCUGACGCCAGGACUGUGUUUCUGUGUGUGAGGACUAAUACCUGUCAGUGUUAGGAAGACCAGGUGUGGACCCAGUGAGAGCCCCAGGGAUAUGUGGGAAAUCAAGACCUGUGACAGGCUGUCCAGGCUGGCAGGGUGGCUCUGAGGAGGGGCCGUCCUGGGUGGCUUGGGUUUCCUCAGUUGGAGGCUUCUGUUUUUGUCCUGCUGAGAUAGUCAUUGUCCUGAUGGCUUUUGGGCUGCACUUGAGAAAUCCUGAGCUGCCACAAAGAUAUGAAAUUUGAGUGCAGUAAACAGAACCCUUUCCCAAUCAUUAAAGGAAGAUACACUACUUUUUACCAAAUAUUUGCAAUGUGCCAUGAGAUUUUUAUGAUACUUCUUUAGUGCAUUGUGUUAAUAUGAAACAUCAUUAUAUCAAUGACAAACAUGCCACUCUGCAAAAACUCUGUAUGCAAACUUUUUUUUUUUUUUCGGUAAAAAGAAACAGAGUGUUUGUAUUAGUUAAAAAAAAAAAAGUUGAUUUCAUAGAAAUACAUUCACUGUGUUUUUUUUUUUGAUUAACCAGUGUCCCUUAUGGAUUUUAUAUUGCCUUAAUAUAUUCAAGAUUUCUUCAUAUUCAACUUUUCAGGAUUUGUGUCUUCUUUGAGAUGGGCAAACCUAUCUAAAGGGAGCUAUGCUUGGGUAAAGGGGAAUUCACAUAGAUCAUUUGCAGGGUAAGCAUGUUGAAUUCUGAAACACAAGGUUUUUUUGUUUGCU